GCAAUUGGAAGUACUUUAGUUUCUUAUUGGAACUUUGUUGGGAUUGGAUUUCUUGCUAGGCUUUGGCAUCGAUUUGUUUUUGGGAGUGAAUAACCAGCCUCUGACCGCUGGAAAUGACGCAGCAGGUGUGCCAAGGAGAGCAGCAGUGACCCCGCCAGCGACCAAGGAGCAACCUUCGAGGAUUUGCAGUGGGGACGCGCAGCAAUCGGAUCGAUAAAUGGGCGCCGAGCACUCGCAGCAGCGGGCGGAGGCCGAUGGCCACGAGAUCUUCGAUGGCCGCCAGCCGCUGGGCAUUGGCCAGGCCGGCGGGCCAGGAGCCCUCGGCGAUGGCAGCACCAUGAUGCUGGCGGCCACGGCUGCGGCCAACAAGCGACGUGGAGUCGGCCAUCGCCAGCAGUCGGCAGGAGGAGUUGGAAUUGGAGGAUUGCCUGGCAACCCAGCGGUGGGAGCAGCACCCGGAGCCAGCAUAGUGAUAGCUAGCAAGCAGAUCAUCGCCGAGGCAGCCUCGCCCGGCGGCUCCGAGUUGAGCCGACCGCCAUCGCCGCCGCUGAGCGUCUGCUCCGACCUGCCAUAUGUCUCCUACACGGAUCGGCCCAUCGGCGACUCGCCCAAGAUUCGCAGCAAGCCGGCGCACAUGCUGCAGCAGAGCAGCGCCAGCCGGGCGGCAGCCAGGAAGUCGCAUCCCGGCGGCAUCACCAGUGCCAUCAAACCCAAGCGGCCGCAGUCCACCGCCUCCAGUCACAACAUUGUGAUAGUGCGUCCCGGUGCCAGCGAUGCUGGCGAGGAUGUGGAUCUUGACUUGGCCCGGUUGCGCAACAUUCCGCAGUUCCUGCCCGUGCUCAGGGAGUCCAUAGCCUCGGCCACCUAUACGCGAGAUGCGGAGAUUCUGGAGCGACUGCACUCGCAGCAUCUGGUCAACAUAUGUGCCCGCAUGCAGACGCAUCUGAAUCUGUGCGCCAGCUAUGUGGCCAGCGAACAGAAUCACCUGGUCGAGCGCACCAAGGUGGUGAGCAACUCGAUCACCACACUCUUUGCCGGCUUCGUGGACAUGCAAAAGACGUACGCCUCGUACGCCGAGCAGUUCGCCAAGAUACGCAGCGUGUCGCAUCAGCUGAGCCGCUGCAAUUCGCUGCUGCACGAGAACAUUGCCAGCCUGGAGGCGAUCAACAACUUCCUGGACGACGAGGACCGACUGGAGCCCUUCGUCUGGCGCACCGACGACAACAAGCUGCGCGGCGAGGCCGAGGGCGCCACCGGGGGCAACAGCAGCCGGCUGUGGCGGCUGUAGGGCCGCCGUACGGAUCCACAUACUUAAUGGUCUCCAAAGAUUUUCCUAGCCCGUAAUCUUCGUGUAUUUAUUGUGUAUAUUAAUCGUUAACGAUGCCGCUUAAUCGUGAUUUUUAAUUAGUAAAUCGAACUUAAUAUUAAA
Messenger RNA from Drosophila suzukii, 1429 nucleotides. It is a transcript of the gene BORCS5, whose product is annotated as Bprotein-1 related complex subunit 5. Gene Ontology annotation, biological process: lysosome localization; organelle transport along microtubule; positive regulation of anterograde synaptic vesicle transport. Lineage: Eukaryota; Metazoa; Arthropoda; Insecta; Diptera; Drosophilidae. The record is from RefSeq and is a predicted model, not a curated record. Gene Ontology annotation, cellular component: BORC complex; synaptic vesicle membrane; cytoplasmic side of lysosomal membrane.